This is a messenger RNA of Fulmarus glacialis (Northern fulmar), 411 nucleotides long. Its product is annotated as F-box/LRR-repeat protein 16-like. The transcript has a single exon. The annotation marks the transcript as partial. NCBI's taxonomy places the organism in Eukaryota, Metazoa, Chordata, Aves, Procellariiformes, Procellariidae. The record is from RefSeq and is a predicted model, not a curated record.
ACGCUGAGCCUUUCUGGCACCUACCGCGUAACAGAUACGGGGAUUCAGAGAGCGGCUCUGCACCUGGAGGAGCUGGAGUGCCUGGUGCUGCGCCACUGCGUCAUCGGUGACUCCGCCGUGGACUUCGUCGGGCGCCACAUGAAACGUCUCCAGUUCCUGGAGAUCAGCAACGCUUACGCCCUGACGAACGCGGGUCUGGCUUGUUUGGCCACCCUGCCGCGCCUGGAGACGCUGUGCCUCAACCUCUGCGAUAAGAUUUCCCCCGGUGCCGUUAUUGCUUUGUGCCAAGCGCUGCCUCAGCUGAGGAACCUCAAAUUAGGCGGGGCUUGCUUUGAAGACGAAGUAAUCGAUAAAAUUCAGGCGAGUUUGCCCCGCUGUAGUUUUUCACGCACUCCUCGACACACAGCCUGA